AUGCCGUCCAUGCAGAUCUACGAACAUGGUUCUUUCCCCGAAGCACGAGGCCUCAUCUACGAUGAAUCCGAAAUGGCGCUCUUCCGCGCAAAGCUCUCCUACCAAUCAACCAUUGACGCCCGCAUGGCAUCGAAAGACCCCAACCUGGCAGCGAUCGCGGAGACCCAAGCCCGUAUCCUCAAGCGCUGGGAAAUGCUGAAACACAUGGAUAAGGAGGCGACGGACAACGGGACACUGGAUCCGACAAUCAAGACACAAAUGGCACAGCAUGCAUGGAGAUAUAAACAGCUGGAAGAAAUUCAGCAACCUGCGAAGCAUACCAUCAUGGCACACGGAGUUUAG
Messenger RNA from Aspergillus chevalieri, 342 nucleotides. RefSeq lists its product as uncharacterized. The transcript is spliced from 2 exons. The coding region runs from base 1 to 342 and encodes 113 amino acids. The record is from RefSeq and is a predicted model, not a curated record. NCBI's taxonomy places the organism in Eukaryota, Fungi, Ascomycota, Eurotiomycetes, Eurotiales, Aspergillaceae.